AUGUUUUUCAAAAGACAUGCCGAGCCAGUCAGUAUGUGCACAGAGGAAGAGCUGGACAUCCUGUCGAACCGAUUGAGCGACUCCAUAUACUAUGAGGACAGAGUCGAUGCAUUGAACGAGAUAUUGAAGGCAUCGAAGAUACAUCCUGUCGAGGUGGGUGUUUGUGCACUGCAAAGCGUAAUAAACUCAAUGGAAGAGAUGGAAGAUGUUUCCAUGCAUAUUGAGGUAAUAAAGAACACUCUUGACUGUGUAAACAGGAUGGAAUUCAUCGACAUCAUUGUAAAUAAUCAUUCGAGCUUGAAUGCAAUAUGCACCUGUAUUCAGGAAAACAAAGAAGAAGAAAGCGUAUACGACCUGCUGUGCGAAUUAAGCGUAUCUGAAGCAUUUCCAAAAUGUAUGUCAAAGAUAUCGAAUGCAGCCUACUAUUGUGUUCGUAUGGUAAGGAAAGGGAAAACAGAGCUGAUAUCCAGAAUGAUCAAAUACGAUGUCAACUUCAAAAAGGAGCUCACGUUUGCAGAGGUAUUCGAAAACACACUAGGAAUGCUUAGAAACGGGUUUUCUAAGGAAAUGAUGGCACUGCUGGUUCUUCUGCUAAAAGACUGCACAUUCAAUCAAAACUACUUCAAUGAGUUGAAUUGGGAUGUCGUAUUGAAGUACAGAGCUGCACAUCAAAAUGAAACAGGCCAGGUUCUGGCUUCGCUUAUAGACCUGAAGAAUCCAGACUUCUCAAAGAUCCAGUGCACAGUGCACAAGCGAAUCGAAAUGCAGUCGCUAGUCAGCUCAAAUGAGUGGCGUCUUAUAUACCUUAUCAUAAAAGAUAAUGCUCAGUACACACAGGAGGCACUAGCGUUGAUUUCUGCAGAAAAUGUUGCAAACGCAUGCAAUCAAAAAGCAUCCACUGAACGAAACGAGGCAUAUUUGCUAGCAGACUAUCUUUUGAUGCACGACAGCUUUGACCUUCCAGAGUAUGAUUCAUACAGAAUAUGCACACUAAGAUGCUUUCAUGGCAAGCAGGCAUCCUUGGAAUCAGUUACAUCAAAAAUCAUAAGCGAAAUAGAAAUGCUUGAUAGAAUGGAUAUGUGCAGUGCAUUGGACUUGCUGGUAUUUGUCAUCUUCAAUUUUGAGACGUCUUGGGCAGGCAAGAUCACCACCAAGCUUAUUGAGAUAUUCAAUGACUACACAAGGCCAGAUAUACACAGAAAUUUAUGCCUGAUUGCCCUAAUGAUGCUAGAUACGCCAAUGGAUUCAAUAGGAAUCAAUCGGUAUGCCGCUGCACACAUUCUCAGAGAAGCAAGGCUUCAGUUGUGCUCAUUAGAGUAUCAUUCAGAACUCUACAUGGCCGACCGGAUGGUGGACACCUUAAUAGACAAUGUAAACGAUUUAAUACUCACGAAAUGUGCUUGUAUACCAAAAUGA
Molecule: messenger RNA, 1416 nt
Organism: Ordospora pajunii
Lineage: Eukaryota; Fungi; Microsporidia; Ordosporidae
Exons: 1
Coding region: 1-1416 (471 amino acids)
Source: RefSeq, a predicted model, not a curated record